Phragmites australis (common reed) is the source of this 1833-nucleotide messenger RNA. Its product is annotated as guanine nucleotide-binding protein subunit beta. Gene Ontology annotation, molecular function: protein binding; signaling receptor complex adaptor activity. Gene Ontology annotation, biological process: G protein-coupled receptor signaling pathway. NCBI's taxonomy places the organism in Eukaryota, Viridiplantae, Streptophyta, Magnoliopsida, Poales, Poaceae. The record is from RefSeq and is a predicted model, not a curated record. Gene Ontology annotation, cellular component: heterotrimeric G-protein complex; cytoplasm. The coding region runs from base 315 to 1601 and encodes 428 amino acids. The transcript is spliced from 6 exons.
UGGCGAGGUACUCGAAGGGGCAGGGGAGGGCGGCGGUGAGCUUCAACCCGACGGAUCUGGUGUGCUGCCGCACGCUGCAGGGGCACAGCGGAAAGGUUGCUCGAACAAGAUUUUAAAUAUUAGUGGGCACACUUCAUAUCCUUCCUUCCAUAGCCCCAGGAAAAAAGUCAGCUGUAGUACCAAGUCAUCUACGAUCUAAGGGAGAAUCACUGGUCAUAGUUGUUAUGGCGCCGGCAUAGCGACGCCAUAUCGUUGCCACAUCGGUGUGGUGGUUUUCUGGCUCUUGCCAUGUCGACACCACGACGCUAGUGGGAAUGGCGUCCGCUGCUGCCGCCCCUGCGCUCCUCACCGUCCGCCGCCACCCCUACACUCGGUGUCCGCCGUUGCCCCUGUGCUCCUCGGUGUCCACUGUCGCCCCUGCGCUCCUCGCCAUUCGCCGUUGCCCAGUGAGAUCCCUGCUCUGCUCCUGCGCUAUUGCUCCUGCUCUACUGCUCCAUCGGCCUGCGCUGCUUUUGUUCUGCUGCUCAAGUGUUGAAGGCCUCAAGCUCUAUUGCUCUGCCCCUGAUCUGCUCAGGUGUUCAAGGCUUCAAGCUUUGAUGUGUUGUACUGCUAUGCUCAAGUGCUCAAGUAUUCAAGGCUUCAAGCUCUACUUUCAGAACAAGGUAUAUUCUCUGGAUUGGACUCCUGAAAAGAAUUGGAUAGUCAGCACCUCGCAAGAUGGAAGGCUAAUUGUAUGGAAUGCAUUAACAAGCCAGAAAACACAUGCCAUAAAGCUACAUUGUCCAUGGGUGAUGACAUGUGCUUUUGCACCUAAUGGCCAAUCUGUUGCCUGUGGUGGUCUUGAUAGUGCGUGCUCUAUUUUCAAUCUUAACUCGCAAGUAGACAGAGAUGGGAACUUGCCAGUAUCAAGAGUUCUUACUGGGCACAAGGGCUAUGUUUCGUCAUGUCAAUAUGUCCCAGAUCAGGAAACCCACCUUAUUACAAGCUCAGGUGACAAGACCUGUGUUCUGUGGGAUGUUACUACCGGCCAGAGGAUAUCAAUAUUUGGAGGUGAAUUUCCAUCAGGGCAUACAGCUGAUGUUUUAAGUGUGUCCAUCAACUCAUCAAACACGAAUAUGUUUGUCUCUGGUUCGUGUGAUGCAACUGUGAGGCUGUGGGAUUUCAGAAUUGCAAGUCGGGCAGUUCGGACCUAUCAUGGACACGAGGGUGACAUUAACAGUAUCAAGUUUUUCCCGGAUGGCCAUAGGUUUGGUACUGGCUCAGAUGAUGGCACGUGUAGAUUAUUUGACAUGAGAACAGGACAUCAACUUCAGGUGUACAGUAUGGAGCUAGAUAGAAAUGAUAAUGAACUACCUACUGUUACAUCUAUUGCAUUUUCGAUAUCAGGAAGGCUCCUUUUUGCUGGGUACUCCAAUGGUGACUGUUAUGUGUGGGACACGCUUCUUGCCGAGGUGGUACUUAAUUUGGGAAACCUCCAAAACUCCCAUGAUGGUCGAAUUAGUUGCCUUGGGAUGUCAUCUGAUGGGAGUGCAUUGUGUACAGGAAGUUGGGACAAAAAUUUGAAGAUUUGGGCCUUCAGUGGACACCGGAAAAUAGUUUGAAGACCAAGUUUUCUCCACAUGUUGUACGUCUUCCUCAUUGUGCCUUAAGAACGGCGAUCAAUUCAGCUGGUUUCUGGAAAUUGCUUUGUUAUCUUUGUAGUAUAGAAUCUUGUAUAUCAUACCUUAUGUUCAAUGGAAAAUGCAAUUUGUCAGCAAGACAUUAUGUGUUGUAUCAUGUUAUGCUAGUGACUUUCUAUACUCUUAUCACCAGAAUAUCAGCACCGAUGUGAUC